CAUUCAAGCAUGACAAAUGGCUCGAAAUUUGAUAUCGUCUUUAUGUUAGGAUUGUUUUCUUUUAUAAGCAUACAAUAUUUGUAUUUUAACAUUAUAUUCGUCCUUCAUAUAACAAACAAGAAGUAUCGACUAGCUCGAGGAAGAGCUUAUACAGUGCAAAGGAUUUUACUCCCAGUCCAGAAAGUAAACAAGUGCGCAAGAAAUCUAAACGACAACAAGACGAAGAAUAUGUUCGUCAAAUAUUUCCAAAGUUGUUUAAGUAUGAUGUUGGAAAGGAAAUCAGUGUUUGUAAUGCUAUGAGUAAUGUGAGGGGCUCUUGCCCAGAUGUGCACAUAACUCGACCUACAUUGUGGAAAUGCAUACAAGAAGUUUUUCCUGGAAAAGUUACAGUUAUUGAGAAACAAAUUGGCUCACAGAAAGAUGGCAUUGAUUUAAGAAAGAGGUUAUCUUUCUAUCAAAACAUUACAACUAAAUCUGAAGUAUACCUUGAUGACAAUGUACCAUCAACACAGUUAGGAACUGGGAAUCCUGCUCUUGAUAAGUUGAUGCAUGAGAAUGAGUUACUAAGGAAAGAAUUAGCGAACUCUAAACAAUUAACAAAUUAGAAGCUAUUGCAACAGAUGGAGCGUUGUCAAACAAACAAUGCAAGCAGCUGGAUCAUGAAAUGGCUUCAAUACGUCAGUUAUAUUCAAUUGAUUUUGAACAUUUUGCAGAGCCAUAUGAAGAAGGCAAUGUCGUGAAACCUGGUUUCUUCGGCAAAAUUGCUACAGAUAUUACAGAAAAAUGCCCUAUACUAACUAGUAUAAUCAAUUCUAUUGCUGUGGGAAAGUCUGCUGAAAGGAAUACAGGGAAAUUAACAGACUUGCACAUUCAAAUUCAAGGCAGCCAUCCAGGCAGUUAUGGCAUUAGAUGAUGUGAAAAGUGACCGAUCUGCAAAACAAAGUGCCGUUUAAGAUUUUUAUAAAUCUGUUUCGCAUUUUUGCACUGGAUGUGUGGGCAUGCUAAUCCACUCGUUUCCGCCAUAUUUAGUCAUCUUAAAGGAAAAGCGUGCGCGAGACUGAAACCGAGUUUACGAAAUGUACUAGGCCUUCUCCGCCGGAACCGUCACGAAAAUUACCGAUCAGCGUUUCUCAGCGUUUCCGGGUAACUAAUUAACGGCGGUAGAAGGCCUAUUAACUAGGCUAGCAUGAGGUAAGCACGCACACUUAUCCGUCGUCACGUUUUGGAUGUUGCAUCAUCCGUACGUUCUCCGGUUCGUUCCGGCCGGAAACGACCAAUCAGAAGGGCGGAUAUCGGACACGAAAUUAAAAAUUCCAAAACAAUGGGGCAGUCAAAGAACGGAGCGUAAAACUUUGAUAAGUUGUGGUUGAAAUUGGCGAUCAAAUAAAUGUGAUAAAAUGUCCUUUAAGCUUUGUAUUUUGGUGUGAAUUGCGUACUGACACCUACAUUAGCUUUGAGAGCUUAUAUACUAUGUAUUCGCUCAGUAAUCGGGCUUGUUUUGGCCUUCGUUCUGCCUUGAAGAGUCGCGUUGUAUUUUGGCAACGUGGCUUAAGCAGUCAAGAGAACGGGAAUGGCUUGACGAGCUUCGAUGAACUCUACACGGGCAGAAAAGCUGCGCUACAUCGUAUGGAAUUAAAGAACAAGAAAAGAGUUAUGGUGAAGCUUGGUUCUGCCGUGAUUACUCGCGAGGAUGAGUGUGGUGUUGCUCUCGGAAGAUUAGCCUCUAUUGUAGAACAGAUAUCGGAACUACAACAGUUGGGUCAUGAAAUGAUGUUGGUAACAAGUGGUGCGGUUGCAUUUGGCAAACAGAGGCUUCGCCAUGAACUGCUGUUGUCUCGUAGCAUGAGACAAUCCCUGAGACCAAACGAGCAUCCGCAGGGAAAUUUACUUCCACAACUUGAGCCAAGAGCAUGUGCUGCUGUGGGUCAGGGUGGGUUGCUGUCAUUGUACGAAGCCAUGUUUAGCCAGUAUGGAUUGACUUGUGCUCAGGUUCUCGUAACGACUCCGGAUUUUAAAGAUGCCGAACUUCGAAGCAAUUUGAGGUCGACAAUGGACGCGUUGAUAAAAAUGAAUUGCAUUCCAAUAAUCAACACGAACGAUGCUGUUGCACCGCCACCCGGCGAAGACCACGACCUAAAAGGGUUAAGAAGAAAGUCAAACUCGAUAAUCAGUUUGAAGGAUAACGACAGUUUGGCUGCCUUGCUUGCUGUAGAAAUGAGAACAGAUGUUUUAGUUCUGCUGUCAGAUGUGGAUGGAAUAUAUACGUCGCCACCAGCUCGAAGCGAUUCCCAACUCAUCUCGACCUUUCAUCCUUCAAAUUUGGAAAACAUCACUUUCGGUGAAAAGUCUAGAGUUGGUAUGGGGGGAAUGGAAUCUAAGGUGAAGUCCUCAGUCUGGGCUCUUGAACGUGGAACGUCCGUGGUGAUUGCGAAUGGCGUUGGUUCCGAGUACCACGCUCUUUCAAAGAUCUUGGCUGGUGGAAAAAUAGGAACAUUUUUCUCCCUUGCAGAGCAGACGGGGCCUUCGGUAGAGGACCAAGCUGAAGAAGCCAGAAGUGCCGGUCGAGCGUUGCAAGCACUGGAACCCGAGAAGCGUGCUGAUAUUUUGUAUCGCCUUGCGGAUCUUCUUGAAGAACGAACAACAGAGAUUCUUGAUGCAAAUGGUCGUGAUUUGGAAGCAGCGACAUUAUCCGAAAACCUCGAGCCGGCUAUGUUGUCCAGACUCUCACUAACUCCGAGCAAAAUCAACAAUCUCGCCGCCGGAAUCCGACAGAUUGCCGAAAGCUCUCACGAGAAUAUCGGUCGGGUCCUCCGAAGAACGAAGGUUUCCGAAGAUUUAGAGCUCGUUCAAGAGACAGCACCGAUUGGUGUGUUGAUGGUGAUAUUUGAAUCACGUCCUGAUGCAUUGCCACAGGUGGCCGCGUUAGGACUGAGUACUGGCAAUGGUUUGCUGUUGAAAGGCGGGAAAGAGGCGUAUCAUAGCAACCGUUGUUUGCUGAAGAUCGUCCAAGAGGCUGUGUCAAGACAUGCUCCGAGAACGGCCGUACAAUUGAUAAGCACUCGGGAAGCAGUGAGUGAUCUUCUCAAACUAGAAGGAAUAAUUGAUCUCGUCAUACCUCGUGGCUCCAACGAGCUGGUUCAGCAAAUUCAAGAGAAAAGCAAAGGGAUACCUGUGCUCGGUCACGCGGAGGGAAUAUGUCACGUGUUCGUUGAUAAAGAGGCAGACCCUGCGAUGGCUAUUCGCAUUGUGAUUGACUCAAAGUGUGACUAUCCAGCGGCCUGCAAUGCUAUGGAAACCUUACUCAUCCACAAAGAUCUCAUUGGAACGCAAACAUUCCAGGAUAUUCUUAACAACUUAAGAGACAAACAGGUUGUAGUUCAUCCAGGAAUGCGUUUAGCUAAGGCGUUGCCGUUUGGUCCAAUGGCUGCGACAUCGAUGCGAAAAGAGUACGGGGCAUUGGAAUGCACGAUGGAGAUCGUGGAUAAUGUUGAAGACGCUGUCAAUCAUAUUAAUAUAUAUGGUAGUUCCCAUACCGAUACCAUCGUAACGGACGACGAUGAAGCAGCGCAGAUGUUCCUGAAGGCCGUCGACAGCGCGUGUGUGUUUCACAAUUGCAGUACUCGCUUCGCGGAUGGCUAUCGUUUCGGCCUGGGUGCUGAGGUUGGCAUCAGCACGGGCCGAAUUCACGCUCGUGGCCCGGUGGGUGUUGAGGGACUUUUGACUACACGAUGGGUCCUCAAGGGGCACGGUCAGACCGUGGCGGACUUUGCCGAAGGAGGCAGCCUUCGAUACCUGCACGAAACCUUGCCGUUGACCGAGGAGGAAGUACAGGACAUUGAGGGUGAAAUAGGGACUGGCGAGGACAUCGAGGAUAGCCAAUACGAAAAGGACAAUAUUGGCAAAGGUGGUUGAGAAUCCCCAGAGUCCUUAUUUUUGAGGACUCUAAAUGCAGCCGAUAUUUUAACUGCUACAAACGUUUUCCUUAUUUUUUUACAUUAUAUUCAGGGGGGAGGUUAUAAUGUCACUGAACAUCUCCGGCGCGGCAACAUUACAAGGAUUGGGAUCCAUAUGGGAUGAUUUUACAAUUUUAUUAGAUGAAGUACAGGUACCGAAAUUACCGCCAUUUCGAGUGGCUCCACUUUAAUGUAAUCACGUUUCCAGUUAUUGGUUAAAAGGAAAAAUAUUUCCUUUCUAAUAAUUUAUCGUCGACUUAAGCCGGUUUUCCACUAGCGAUAUUUUUCGCGCGAAGCGACUUUACUCCUUUGUAUUUGAGCAAUUUGUUCCAG
This is a messenger RNA of Dendronephthya gigantea, 4286 nucleotides long. Its product is annotated as delta-1-pyrroline-5-carboxylate synthase-like. Lineage: Eukaryota; Metazoa; Cnidaria; Anthozoa; Malacalcyonacea; Nephtheidae. Gene Ontology annotation, cellular component: mitochondrion. Bases 1471 to 3912 code for a protein of 813 amino acids. Gene Ontology annotation, molecular function: glutamate 5-kinase activity; glutamate-5-semialdehyde dehydrogenase (NADP+) activity; ATP binding. The record is from RefSeq and is a predicted model, not a curated record. The transcript has 17 exons.